This is a messenger RNA of Pseudophryne corroboree (corroboree frog), 4075 nucleotides long. RefSeq names its product peroxisomal biogenesis factor 1 (gene PEX1). Bases 238 to 3990 code for a protein of 1250 amino acids. The transcript is spliced from 24 exons. Gene Ontology annotation, cellular component: peroxisomal membrane; cytosol; peroxisome. Gene Ontology annotation, biological process: protein import into peroxisome matrix. The record is from RefSeq and is a predicted model, not a curated record. Gene Ontology annotation, molecular function: ATP binding; ATP hydrolysis activity. Lineage: Eukaryota; Metazoa; Chordata; Amphibia; Anura; Myobatrachidae.
UUGUGUACACUGUGUGUGUGUGUGUGGGAGAGGGGGAUACAGGCGGCUCCUAUGUGUGACCGGCCGCUGCUGGCAGUGUGUGUGUGUGUGCCGGCGCCUCCUCCCCUCGGCGGGGUGUAAGUUUAGCUAUAUUGGGGUCACCAGUGGUACACCCCCCCGGAGUGUAUCAUAUACUGCUCCGAGUUGUCACACGUGAGAUGCUACUGCUGCUGCUGUGAUCCGCAGCCGGUGUGUGGGAUGCUGGGAAGCGGCGUGUUGGGGGCAGCUGUCACCCUGACUCUAACCGGGGCCAAGGACUCCUUCCUGCGCCUGACUCCCGAGCUCCGGGCCCUGCUGCACCUGGAUCAGGCACACGCAGUGGAGCUGUCAUGGGGAGAGCAGCCGAUAUAUCUUGGUUGGAUGGAGACUCGAGGCAGGAGCAGCUCAGAUUAUACUAUUGUGGAGCUGAACAGGCAGCUGGGAGAGAAACUAGGCCUUGGUGAUGGGCAGCAGGUGUUCCUCAAGCCGUGCUGUAAUGUCACAUCUUGUCAGGAAGUCACAGUUGAGCCUAUGUCGGCCGAUGACUGGGAAAUACUGGAACUGCAUGCCUCAGCCCUUGAAACUCACCUUCUCGAUCAGAUCCGAAUAGUAUAUCCCAAGGCUGUUUUCCCGGUUUGGGUUGAUCUGCACACAUGUGUUUACAUUCAAAUAGGAGCGCUGACACCCGCUGCAAGUUACGGCAGACUGGAGCCCCUGACAGAGUUAAUUGUGUCUCCAAAAAUCAGGGAGUCUGAAAACAUUCCAUCACGUUUGUCACCAUUAGCAUCUGAUGAAUGGCGUGGACGGUCUAAUAGUGGGACUCAGGAUAACACAGACAGUAGAACCAUGAGUAGCCGAGAUUCCUCUGCACCUGAAGCAGAAAGUGACGGCACUGAUGGCUUACCUUACGUUUCAGGUAUAUGGGACACAUUAGGGAAUCUCUUUUCACUCGCUGUAGGAAGGAAACCCUCACAGACUUCUAGAGCCAUUGAACAGGAUCUAUUUGGGAGGACUUCCCUGAGGAGGAUUAACCUAGAGGCCGUUUUCAGAGUAUCCCAUCAAGUGCCUCCUAUUAUAGGAAGCAGCCCGGCAUUUGCUGAACAUGUUAAUGAUAACACUGUCCAAGUGUUUUUAUGGUACCCUGAACCCCCAGGAUUAAUUCCAGAUGUCAUAGAGUCUUUUGGAAAAAUUGUAGAAAUCCCAUCUCCAAGGAGGCGGAAAAUAAACACCAAAUCGGGCACAGAGCGAACGGAGGAUAAAAGCAAAUCAGCCGAUGAGGCCACCGAGGGGCCCGAAGCCGUAGUGAGGAUUUUGUGGCAUGGAUUUGAAGAUAUCAAAGAUGUCAUUGAGUACGACACCAGGAGUGGAAACACACACAUCGCAAAAGUGUGGGUUCCUGAAAAGUUAAGAAAGAAUAUGAAUAUUAACAUAUCUUCCGCUGUAAGAAUCAAAUCAAUCGAGUCAUAUCCAAAGAUCCCUUCUUCUAUUACACUGCAACCAAGGCAGUGCUUGGACAAAAACAUCCCUUUAGAGGAUAUAAAAUCUGCAUUCAGUACAUGGCUACAGACAUCCGGUACACUAUCAUCACCUUGGGUGUCAGGGAAAACUGGCCAUGCACCGUUUUCUGUCAGUGGAGACGUGGCAGAAUUCUCGUUUGAAUGCCAUGAUUCUUCAGAGGAUACAAGCCAGGAUCAUAUCUAUAUGCUAUGUCCUCACUUCCUACAGAAGACUAAAAUUCAUGUCAAUAUGGAAUUUGUGCCAUCAGAGGGUCCCCCCACACCUUUACAGGUUGAUCAAAAUCUCCCCUACCUGCCGAUCAAGUACUUGGGAGGUGUUGAUGUCUUAGCGACAUCCUGCUAUGAGCAUAUUGUUCAUUGUCUUAUGGGGCGUCCGUUGUCCAGACAACUCGUCUCCACAGCGUCGGGACUCCGCAGCGGAGCCAUCCUCCUGUCUGGACCAAAGGGUUGCGGGAAGUCCACUAUAGCAAACGCCUUAUGUAAAGAGGCAUCUGACAGCAUGGAAGCUCACGUGGAAGAAAUCAGCUGCAAACUAUUAAAGGGAAAGACGCUGGAAAGCUUAUGCCAGACUCUGGAAGAAGGAUUUGCGGAGGCUUCCUGGAGGCAGCCAGCUGUUCUACUGCUGGAUGAUCUGGAUCAAAUUGCUGGUGUCCCAGCCACACCGGAACUUGAGCACAGCCCAGAAGCUGCCCAGAGCAAGCAAAUUUCAUACGUUCUGAAAGAUCUCAUGAAGGAAAUUAUUACCAUGGACACCCAGAUUGCAGUUAUUGCUACGAGCAAGUCUGAGCACUCUCUCAAUCCGGUCCUCAUUUCUACUCAAGGAGUCCAUAUUUUCCAGUGCCUUAAGCCCAUCCAACCGCCAGCUCAGAAAGAAAGAUCUGAGAUGAUACAUCGCAUUAUAGAAAACAGACUCGCACGUGAUAUCACUGAGUUUAAAGACUUAAAUCUCCAUCACCUUGCUAAAGAAACGGAAGGUUUUGUAGCCAAAGAUUUUGUUAUGCUUGUGGAACGAGCCAUAGAAUCCAGUGUUUCCUCCAGGAAGGUGUACUGCAAACAAGAGUUAGUUCUGUCAGCAUCUGACUUCCAGAAAGCUCUUAAAGGCUUCACGCCCAUAUCACUGAGAAACGCCAAUUUACAUAAGCCAAAGAAGCAUAGCUGGAACAUGGUGGGAGGAUUACACGAUGUACGUCAGGUUCUGAAGGACACCAUUGAAUUACCCGCCAAGUAUCCAGAGUUAUUUGCAAGCCUUCCAAUACGACACAAAUCUGGGGUUCUGCUGUAUGGGGCUCCAGGCACUGGGAAGACUUUGCUGGCCGGUGUUAUUGCUCAUGAAAGUGGGAUGAAUUUCAUCAGCAUUAAGGGACCUGAACUUCUCAGUAAAUAUAUCGGAGCCAGUGAGCAGGCAGUGCGGGAUGUCUUUAUAAGAGCCCAGGCUGCUAAGCCCUGCCUCUUGUUCUUUGACGAGUUUGACUCUAUAGCACCGCGGCGAGGCCAUGAUAAUACAGGUGUUACUGACAGAGUGGUGAACCAGAUGCUGACACAGCUGGAUGGGGUGGAAGGAUUACAAGGAGUUUAUGUUCUGGCAGCCACCAGCCGCCCAGAUUUGAUCGAUCCAGCCCUGCUCAGACCUGGACGCUUGGAUGAGAGUCUGUACUGCCCACCGCCAGACCAGGUGUCUCGAUAUGAAAUCCUUAAAGGUCUCAGCCAUUCCAUGCUGUUAGACGACGAUGUGGACUUCCGGAGUAUUGCCAGUGUGACGGAGAACUUCACUGGAGCGGAUUUGAAAGCCCUAUUGUACAAUGCUCAGCUGGAGGCUAUUCACUCGAGUCUAGCACCAAGCCCGCCACAAGAUAAUGGGUCUGGACAUGACAGUGAUGCUAGUCUAUCAUCAAUGAUAUUCCUGAACCACAGCAGUGCAUCUGAUGAGUCAGGAGGAGAGCCGGACAGUGUUCUAGACCAGUCUCUUACAUCUCUGGAUAUGAUCAAGAUUCCUCCAGAAGAUUUCAAGUCCAACAUAUGGCGACUGUAUUUCGGUAGCUCCAAUGAAUCUGAGCUGGGGAAUGGCAGUUCAGAUCAGACCUGCCACAGCUUAUCUGGAAGCAAUUCCAUUACACAUGAUUUCACUGGCUUGUCUGUAGGAGAAUUAGUGCCUUGCCAACCUCUAGUGUUCAUUACAUCCUCAAAAGAAGACCAACAGGAGUUCUGUCAGAGUCUAAACGCUGAGAUCACUGUUACCAACUACAUGAAUGUGGAGGAAGCUUCUCGCAGCGAAAUAGAAGCUAAGAAGAAAAUGUACAUUAGCCAACAUCACCUUAUAAGUGCACUUGCCAGCACAAGGCCCUCCAUCAGUGCAGGAGACUGGACGUUUUUCAGUCAUCUCUAUGAAAAGUUCCAAAAUCCGAAGAAAUCAAGUGGACAAACCUCCAAAGCUGGACAGAGAGUAACAUUAGCCUAAUACCUGCUACCAUAAUCUAUCCUGCAAAUGAAAUGUCGGAAACUGAAAUGUGUACAAUUCAAACUUAAUAAAUGUUUUUAUUUUU